Molecule: messenger RNA, 1733 nt
Organism: Pseudomassariella vexata
Lineage: Eukaryota; Fungi; Ascomycota; Sordariomycetes; Amphisphaeriales; Pseudomassariaceae
Product: glutamine synthetase
Exons: 9
Coding region: 341-1435 (364 amino acids)
Cellular component (GO): cytoplasm
Molecular function (GO): glutamine synthetase activity
Source: RefSeq, a predicted model, not a curated record
GUCUUAUCUUUGGCUUGCCUGUGGCUGGCUGGCCUAUUAGUGUUGUGGGCAACUAAUCCGUCCAUUUUAGAUGGCUGCCCCCACUACAUAGUAAUACUAAAAACCUCAACUACCCCGCGGCUAGCUCAGUCCCUGUGUGUCACUUGCGACUGUCCUCUCAUAAAAGCCUCAGCCCCGCCCAUGCGACACUUGGAUUGUUUUCUUGCAACUCCUCCAAUCCCGCCGUCCACAUUGAUCAACACCUUUUCUUCGUUCCAUAACCAUUCUUCGUGCAGAUCGCACCUUUCUUUUAUCCUCGUCCAACGACCCCUAGAUCGACCUCGCAUCGCAUUCCGCAACCAUGGCUUCCAACCAACAUGUCUCGUACACGCAAAACUUGAUGAAGUACAUGACGCUCGACCAGAAGGGAAACGUCAUGGCGGAGUACAUCUGGAUCGACGCUGUCGGUGGAGUCCGUUCCAAGAGCCGAACCAUCACCAAGGUACCCGAGGGUGGACAGUUCAAGCCUGAAGAUCUACCAGUCUGGAACUUCGACGGUUCUUCCACCGACCAGGCGCCUGGCGACAACUCCGAUGUCUACCUGCGACCUGUCGCUGUCUUCCCCGAUCCCUUCCGUCUCGAGGGAGGCAUCCUGGUACUUUGCGAGUGCUGGAACGCCGAUGGCACCCCCAACAAGUACAACCACCGCCACGAAUGCGCCAAGCUGAUGGAGACCCACGCCGCCCACGAGCCCUGGUUCGGUCUGGAGCAGGAGUACACUCUUUUCGACAUGGAGGACCGCCCCUACGGCUGGCCUCGCGCUGGUUUCCCUGCUCCCCAGGGCCCCUACUACUGCGGUGUUGGCGCCGGCAAGGUCGUAUGCCGUGAUAUCGUUGAGGCCCACUACAAGGCCUGCUUGUACACCGGUGUCAAGAUCUCAGGUACCAAUGCGGAGGUCAUGCCCGCCCAGUGGGAGUUUCAAGUUGGUCCCUGCGAGGGAAUUGAGAUGGGCGAUCACCUCUGGAUGGCUCGCUUCCUCCUCCAUCGUGUCGCUGAAGAAUUCGGUGCCAAGGUCUCCCUAGACCCCAAGCCUAUCCCUGGUGAUUGGAACGGUGCUGGCCUGCACAGCAACGUUAGCUACAAGGCGACGCGCGAGGAGGGUGGUAUGAAGCACAUUGAGUCUGCGAUCAAGAAGCUCGAAGGCCGACACAAGGAGCACAUUCUCGUCUAUGGAGAAGGCAACGAGCUCCGCCUGACUGGCAACCAUGAGACGGGUGCCAUUGACAAGUUCACAUACGGUGUCGCCAACCGUGGCGCUUCCAUCCGAAUCCCCCGGGAAUGUGCCGCUAAGGGCUUUGGCUACUUCGAGGAUCGUCGUCCUGCGAGUAAUGCUGACCCGUAUCAGAUCACGGGCAUCAUCAUGGAGACCAUCUUUGGUGAGGCCACCAAGGAGUAGAUUCGUUGAUACCCAUUUUUUCAGUCUGAUAUUUUGAGCGGCGAGAGGCUCGGUGUGCUGCAUCAGAAUACCUGCCUCAUUGUAAAACAUAUUCGUCAAAGAAUUCCGCGUUCUUUUGAUCUUGGCUCGUCUUUGACGAGUCGAUCCUCCCCGUAUUUUGUGAGUCGGUGGCCUUGAAGCCAUGGGCAUGGAACAUCGUAGCGGGUUGCAUUUAGCCAUGAAGUUGAUGAUAAGUCAGAAGAUAACCUCGAAGGAAUGACCUCCAAGGAAUAAUUCAAACACAUUCACGUUCUCGAAA